Messenger RNA from Strongylus vulgaris, 200 nucleotides. NCBI's taxonomy places the organism in Eukaryota, Metazoa, Nematoda, Chromadorea, Rhabditida, Strongylidae. The record is from the annotation of a GenBank genome assembly.
AUGCUGCAGUACAAUGAGACCGGCGGUGGCGUACUUGUCCAUCACGCUGGCUCCUUUUCUCGCAACAGUUCCGGUGGUACUGUAAUCACUAGGCAAGGAUUCCUCAAAGGCGAAGGAAUAUUCCCAACCGUUAAUGUGAAUAGGAAAAAUGGUAAGGGACCACACUUCUACUCCUGGGCUUUAAAAUUAAAGAACUAAGA